Callorhinchus milii (elephant shark) is the source of this 5674-nucleotide messenger RNA. It is a transcript of the gene tmem245, whose product is annotated as transmembrane protein 245. The record is from RefSeq and is a predicted model, not a curated record. Bases 1 to 2553 code for a protein of 850 amino acids. The transcript has 17 exons. Lineage: Eukaryota; Metazoa; Chordata; Chondrichthyes; Chimaeriformes; Callorhinchidae.
AUGGCCGAGGAGAUGGCGGCCGAGGGCAAACCGCCGCCCCUGGCCCCGCUGCUCAGGUCCUCCAGCGUCAGCCUCUUCAGCGACCGUGUCCAGCAAGGGGUGCAGCAGCUGCUGCCGCUCCGCUUCGACAAGAACAUCAAGCAGGCCUUCUACAACACGGGGGCGCUCAUCUUCGUGGCCAUCUCGUGCGGGGCGGCCGUGCUGGUCUACUUCAUCCUGGAGGCGUUCCUGCGGCCGCUGCUGUGGGCCGUGCUGUGCGGCACCUUCCUGCACCCCUUCAAGACCACCCUGACCGAGCUGGUGCGGCGCUGGCUGGCCGGCCUGCAGGACUCCCGCACGCCCAUCCUCCUGGCCGCCCUCAUGCUGCCCGUCUGGUUCGCCAACCAGGCGGUGGAGGCGCUGGGCUGCCGGGUGCUGGAGCAGCGCAAGCUCCUGCUGCUGCUGGCGGCCGGCGCCCCCCUCCUCUACCUGCUCUACUGCUUCAGCAGCUGGGUGGGCCUGCAGCUGGUGCUCACUCACACCGGGCACAUCAUCUCCCGGGCCUUGGAGUACUUCAACACCCUGUGGGUGUGGACUAUAAUCGUUGGGUACUUGCUGGCAGUUUCCUUCAAAUGGAACUCGAAAACUGAACGCUAUCUUAAAACCAUCUCUGUACCAGUGUGGACAGUGCUUCUCUUUUAUUUGGCAUCGGUUGCUGGCUCGUGGCGUAUACCGGUGUUUGUGGUGAUUGUCAUUUUAAUGGUAGCGGGAGCACUGCAGGAGAAGGAGGGAGGAAGUGGAGCUGGUGUGAAGCUGCCUGGUCAUAUAAUUCAGAUUGCUGUAAGCACAUUUAACAUGGCAGUAUCCAUCAGCGGAUUUAGUAGUUGCCAAGAUGAACGUCUGCCAGACCCACCGCCAGAACCUUUCGAAAAUAGAGACCUCCGUGCUUCUUCCUCUUAUACUCCACUGGGCAUUCCAAGACCUGAGAUAGCUUUUAUAAAGAAGAAGAAAACAAGCGAUAUUUAUUUUGUGCUCCUCGUCUGGGCGAUAGUUGUGGUACAGAUCUGGCUGAACCUUUGGAUACUGCAGUUGCUUCCUGUGCCCGUGGCUGUUUGGGUGUUAAAGAAACUGGUCCUUCGUUUUGGAGUAAUGAACUUUGCACAGAGGCAGCUGAGUAGCUAUUGGGAAAUCCUGGAAAACUUUAUUAAAGAAAGGCAGGAUGCUUUGGCUCCAGGACCCAUACGAGGCCUUGGAAGAAUCCUAGUAAAAGCUGACAUCAAGAUGAUCUUUUGGUUGGAAAAAUCAUUGGACAAAUUAAUCAGCAUUUUUAUCAUAUUUUUGUUGGUGAUGGGAACAUUACUGCUGGCCCUACUCCUUACUGCAAAGGUUCACCAGGAGAGUGUACACAUUAUCCAGGUCACCAGCAGCUUGAUUAAUGAGACUGUCGCUAACCAUCCUGAAUGGGCAAACUGGCUUCCUGAGGCCCAGGUAAUACAGAAUGCACUGAAUUCUGCUGCCAAUAAUGUGUACCAGUAUGGAAGAGAGUGGAUAACUCACAAGCUUCAUAAGAUUUUGGGUGACAAGAUGAACAACACAGCUGUAAUAGAGAAACAAGUUCUGGAGCUGUGGGACAGACUGUAUCAUAAUUGGUUUGUAAAGAAUGUAACUCAUGCUGGAAGACAUAAAGGUUACAAGUUGGCCAUCAAUCGACAGAACAGUUGGCUUGGAGACAUCUUAGACUGGCAGGAUGUUGCGUCUUUUGUUCACGAGAACAUUGAGAUGUUCCUUUCUAUACUGGAGUCUCUCUGGAUUGUGAUGAGCCGCAACGUGAGCUUACUGUUUACAACUACCACCACCUUACUUACUGUUCUGUUUCACAGUGGUACAGCACUUCUCAACUUUGCUCUCUCAUUGGUAAUUUUCUUGACCACGUUGUUUUACCUCUUAAGUUCGAACGAUGAAUGCUACAAACCCGUGAAAUGGGUUAUUAGUCUGACUCCACUUUCCCAGCCAGGCCCUUCCUCCAACAUUGUGGGACAGUCUGUGGAGGAAGCCAUACGUGGUGUAUUUGAUGCUUCCCUCAAGAUGGCUGCUUUUUACGGGCUUUAUACAUGGCUGACUCACACUAUAUUUGGCAUCAAUAUUGUCUUCAUUCCUUCAGCUCUGGCAGCCAUCCUUGGAGCAGUCCCUUUCCUGGGAACAUACUGGGCUGCUGUGCCAGCUGUUUUGGACCUCUGGUUAGCUCAGGGAGAGAACUUCAUGGCCAUUCUGCUGCUCGUCUGUCAUCUGCUACCAACAUACUUUGUGGAUACAGCUAUUUAUACAGAUAUUUCUGGAGGUGGUCAUCCAUAUCUCACUGGUCUGGCAGUCGCUGGAGGAGCUUACUACCUUGGGAUAGAAGGAGCAAUCAUUGGACCUAUUCUGUUAUGCAUAUUAGUGGUUGCCUCCAAUAUUUACAGCGCAAUGUUGAUGAGUCCUUCUCCAGGAGUGCCAACUCCUUCCCAGACACCCUCCCUAUUGCAAAUGCAAAGACCUUUUGAAGACAGUCCUGAGGAAGUGAGAUCUGCUGAGUGACUGAAUGUAAUUAUCAACUUAGCCUGAGAAGUCCUGGCUCAUCUACCUGCUGCUUCCUGCACUAACUCUCACACAGUCGUGGCCUUCCUUUACUCUCCAAAGAGGAACAUUGAAUUAGCAGAAACUCUGCAUUAAAAUUAAUUGUUCAUCCACGCUAUAGCUGGACAUAGAUCUGAACAUUAAAGCAGAAGGAAUGUGUUCCAUCAUAUUAUUUUCCAAAUGUGUGCUAUUGCUAUUGUUAGCCUGCUGUAUUUGUGGCAGAAAUACUUAAUACUUAUACAGCCUGUGAAGUGCUGGAACUGAGUUUAAUCUUGAUAGGUCAACCGAUGCAGUUUAACCGCAAUGAAAGCUGGGAAAGUUUGAUAGGCUGUGUUUUCCUUUAUUUUAAAAUCUGCAUCAUAAAGCUGCAUUUUGAUGUAAGUUGCAAAAAUCCUGGAAACAUCCAAUUAUGUACAAUUUUGCUUUCUUUGGUUUUCACUGAUAUGAGAGAUGGUUUAUUAUAGUGGAUUCAAUUGUGCAUUCUACACAGCUAAACUGCCCUUAAUCCCAUCUGCGGAACUAGUCAAUUCCCAUUGAAAAUAAUGAAGGAUUCUGAAAUGUCCUCCUCUGCUUCUUUGAGAAUAUUUGGUGGUUUUCUGUAUUCUUGUCCCUCCAAGUUCACAGACUUGUUGAGAGAUUUGGGGGGUAACCCUUUAGUCCACCCCAAUGGUACUUGAGCAACUCCCAGGAAGUGCACAAGUGACCUGAUAACUACUGACAAUGGAUUACCAGAAGUUACAACAAUAGGCUUAUUUCAAAACAGCUUGAGCUAUAAUGAAGUUUGGUAGUCCUAAAAGGGCAGAUCAAGUAGGCCAAAGGAUCUCUUUCAUCCUUCUUGUGAUUUCUGUGCAUAGUGCUACUGAGGUUGGGAUUCCUCUUGCUUGGUUCUAUUAACCCUGCAAGCUAAAGUUUAGAGUGGUCCCAGCUGGAUAAGUGGCUGGAAGCUUGCAAGACAGUGUUUACAAUAGCAAGGCAUACAGUUUCCACUCCUGAACCUAUACUGGGGUUCCUAAGCCUUGCCUUCUUUUAACUUACGGCUAAUACUUUCUGUGAUUAGCUAAACAGUGUUGUUCUGGGGAGAGUGCACAUUCCUUCCAGACGAAGAGAAAUGUGCAAAUGUAGUUAGUUUGCAUAUGUGGAAUUUCAUAUGCCUUGUUUAUUCACAGUCAUAGUGGUUGUGUGCAAUGCUUUAUGGACAUACAUUUAUACUGUAGUUUAUAAAUAUUAUUUACAACUAGUUUAAACUGCUCAUUAAUAAAUUUGGUUGUAAGUUGUCUAGCGGUGUAUACCAUUUACAUUUUGUAGCCACAAAUGUAUGUUAACAUGAAACAAUCCAUGAUUUGAGCUUUGUUUUUUUGAAUUAUUGUACUUUUUAAAGCUCAGGAUCAAGUUCAUUUAGAUUGAUUCUUAUAUACACGAUUCUCCCCAAUAACGCUUUGGAAGUACAUAUGGUUCUUUUUGAAUCAUGGCUAAUCCACUUAGCUCUUUACUAGUUAGAGUUCAAUAAAUUAAUAUCUUGGUGCUUUUUAUUUUUUUUAAAAAUGUUAGGGGGAAGAGAGAGAUUGAAAGAAAGGUAACAGGAUUCUAGGAGACACGCCUGACUAAGUCAGUCUGGUUCUCAUUAUUUUUGACUGUUGACCGGUCAGUUUAUGUGAUUAGUGAGACUUGGAAGUGAAGGUGUGCCCUGAACUCCCUAACAGUCGGGCUGAAUCAGACUAUAUAUUAGUAAGCUGUGCCACUACCUUUAUCUAUGAGGAUAUUUCAACCAAGUUUGAGUUCAACGUUGGCCAAAAGUUUUCUGUUCAAAGUGAAUACAAUGAAUCUAAAGUAAUUGGGAGCAUCAACUUUAAGUAACAUAAUUUGAAUGUAAAGACCGUAUUUAAAGAGACUGCAAUUCUUACUUUUGAGAGGUCACUUUCAAAUCUUAUCAAUAUCAAGAAAUGAUGAUUGAAGUUUGAGAGCACAGUAAAAUAACAGGAAUUUAGUUUGCCACUGAUCCAUUUUUAAGCUAUCAUAGAUGAGGGAAGACCACAAGUACACGUAGAACAACAACAAUAAGAUUACAUUUGUAUAGCACUUUUCACGUCGGGAGGACAUGACGGCAUUUCAAACCCAAGCUAAACACUAAAUCCCGUAAACCACUUUGGAUGUCGUCCUGAUGUGAAUGGCUCUAUACCAAAUGUAAGGAUUAUUAUUUCAAGUUUACCUUCAAAUACACAGUUGUUGCACUGUGUUACAAUAUGUUAUACUUUACACUUAUACAGCUUGUGAAGUGCUUUCGGAACAUUUUAACAUAAUGGGCACUUUUUAUGUGUAUUACCAAACACUUUGAUCUUUUUGUAAGUGAGGACAACUAGGAUUCAAUCUACAGAACCAACAAAUGAGUAGACACAUUUUAAAUUGUGUAAUUAUCAGCACAUAAAUGAUAACUCCCAUUUUGUCACAAUUAUUAUACUUAAAUAGCAGAAACAUCAGCAACCUGAUCUUAGGUGGUGCCUUUCAUGUAGAAUAACAGAGGAAGUUGGGUUUUGAAUAUGGAGCAAGAAGGAACAAGGAUUUUAGGAGAGAGUUCCACAGGGGUCACAAUAAGAAAUGGAGAUUAUGAAAUCUUUCAAGUAAUCUGUCCCAAAGAAAACUCAACUUUCAAAAGAUCUUGAGGAAUGUGUUGCUAGCAGCUUUUUAAGUAAAGAUGCAAAAGACAAAAGGAAAUGUUUUAUAUCUUAAAAAUACAGUACAGUAGUAAUUGAUUAUUCUAUUAUUGCUGAUAGUAGACUAUGUACUUCUGAAUUUUUAUCACCAUUUUUACACAGCAUUUAAGUAAUGUAUUCACUGUUGAAUGUAAAGAGGUGCUUCUUCCUAAUUUAUAAUUUUGCAAAAAAAGAAUAAUUUUAAAUACAAUUUCAAGGUGUGAGCUGAUUCUCUUCAUCUAUAACAUUUCUCCACAGGAAAUGGAAUGAACACUUUGUGGGAAAUAACUUCUCUUUCAUUUAAAAGAAAAUUAUUUCUAUACUUAGGAAUACAUCGGAGUCCUGUAGCUCAGUGGUUAGAGCACUCGCUUUGCAAGUGAGAGACCUGAGUUCAG